AUGGCAUCAUCGAACGCCAGCGGAGGCGGAGCAACAGGGGGCGUGUCUAGCGGAGGCGUCGGAGUGGGGGCCGGCGUGGGCGGUGCCCAAGGUACGACCGCUCCCGGAAAGGCGGGCGCCACUGCGGCCAGCAAGAUGCACAUCGAGCAUUCGGCCACGACAACCGAUAAAGGGUUGAAGAUGAAGAUUAAGCGCACCAAGCCGGGUACGAAGACUUCGGAGGCGAAACACGAGAUUGUCAAGUCGUCGGCGCUGACGCAAAACGCGCAGGGUGGCGCUAACGCUACCGUGGAGCAGAAUGGAACUGCUGAUCAGGCGGACAUGAAAGCGCCUUCUCCUAAUCAGCCUCAACAGAACCAAACGGCACAAUCGGUCUCGCACAGCAAGCACUCUUCUGGCGGCAACACCGCAGGAGGCGGCGGCAGUUCGGGAAGCACCGGGAGCGGUGGCAUGUCAAACGCCGCCUCCAUCAUGGCGGCAGCGGCGGCUGCCGCGGCUGCGCAAGCCGCCAAUCAGAAUAACACGUCUUCGUCCAAUAAGAGAAGCUCCAGCGGACACAGGAAUAGGGACAAGACGCGAGAGAAACAUUCGUCCUCAGGAACGACAGUAUUGUCUACCUCCGACAGCACGAAACCCCCUAAAUCGCCCCCCGAAAUGAACGGUCGGCCGCCGAGCGGUGGCCAAUCUGUCCCUAGGGCCGUCUUCCCUCCGGCCAGCACCGGCCCUGGUCCCCCGCCCGCACCUUCCCCUAAACCCCCUAAUAGCCCCGCGGGCCAACCCCAAAUAGGGACAGGCGCGGUGGCGACCGGCCAUGAUGACGGCAGUGGGGCGUCACCGCCACCCAUCAAAAAGCUCAAGACUGAGAACAAGGAGGUGACGGAUGUAUGUGUCGGUACUAGUGUAGGAACCAUAACGGAACCAGACUGUUUGGGACCGUGCGAACCUGGAACCAGCGUAACGCUGGAGGGGAUCGUCUGGCAUGAGACUGAAGGAGGAGUACUAGUGGUGAAUGUAACGUGGAGAGGCAAAACCUACGUGGGAACUCUCUUAGACUGUACAAGGCACGACUGGGCUCCACCAAGAUUCUGUGAUUCACCCACAAGUGACCUGGAUAACCGUACUCCCAAAGGAAGGGAAACACGGUCGUCAGCGCACAGCAAACUCCGCAACGGUGGGGCGGCUGGCAAUUCCACAACCACAGGCAGCGUGGGCGGUGCAAAGGGGCGGCGAAACGGCAACGCGAACAGCGGCUCUGGGGCGGCCAGUGGCGGGGGCGGCACUGCUCCCGCUUCACCUACAGGCACGUUCGUGCCGCCCAGGCCGGAUAACAAAAGGAAACAGCGGUCGGGAGAGGAAGAGAGUAAUACUGGAAAUAAUGGCAAUGGUAGCGCGCAGACGCAACAGAAUGCUACGCCACAUGGUGCUACCCCUUCAGGUGCAACCGUAAGCCAAGCAGCGAAAAAAGCGAAGUCCUCCACACCCACGGUAGUGGUGACAACGACGCCAAGUCACAGUCCUCCACCCUCUCCGGUGCUACUAGAGUGUCCGGAACCGAACUGUUCCAAGAAGUACAAACAUAUCAACGGGCUGAAGUACCAUCAGUCGCACGCUCACGGCAGCAUCACGGCAGUCUCUGCAGGUACUGCUGUGCCGGAUGAUAUCGAUAUGGAUACUAAGGACAUUUCGGAGAACGACGAAUCGAACAUCGAAGCUCCAUCGCCAGCCACUCCUGUCAAAUCCCCGGAGAAACCAGUAGCAACAGACAGCCCCACCUCCAUCCCUGUUGCUACUAAGAAAGACCCCGCCCCCACGGAGGCGGUCAGCCAACCAAGCACUCCACCAUCUCCAGCAGCUACACCCCAGGAAGUAGUUCCAGGAAUGCCCGCCUCACCUGCGGGUACGCAGCAGGACAAGGGGCAGCAGGUGGCGGUCCCAGGGGCCACGGCCGCUGCGACACAGCAACAGGUAGUCAAGCCGGGUGUGUUGAGGUAUACGCCGACUCAAGGACAACCGCAACAGCAGGAUGAAUAUGGUAUAGGGGUGUUUUCGCCGCCACAGGGAAAACCUCAAGUGACAGGUAAUUUUUGUAAUAGGGUAUAA
Acanthoscelides obtectus is the source of this 2100-nucleotide messenger RNA. The record is from the annotation of a GenBank genome assembly. NCBI's taxonomy places the organism in Eukaryota, Metazoa, Arthropoda, Insecta, Coleoptera, Chrysomelidae.